Messenger RNA from Beta vulgaris subsp. vulgaris (sugar beet), 595 nucleotides. RefSeq lists its product as uncharacterized. The coding region runs from base 2 to 322 and encodes 106 amino acids. NCBI's taxonomy places the organism in Eukaryota, Viridiplantae, Streptophyta, Magnoliopsida, Caryophyllales, Amaranthaceae. The transcript has 2 exons. The record is from RefSeq and is a predicted model, not a curated record.
GAUGAUAAUGGUGAUCCUGGUCUUCAAGGAGAUGAAGACAAAGGAGGAGAUAAGGAUGCUGGUCUUCAUGGAGAUGAAGACAAAGGAGGAGAUAAUGGUGAUCCUGGUCUUCAAGGAGAUGAAGACAAAGGAGGAGAUAAGGAUGCUGGUCUUCAUGGAGAUGGAGAGGAAGGUGGAAAUAAUGAGAAAGAACCAAAGGAAGAUGAUAAUAAGAAGACUGGCAAUGCUGAUGAUGAUUGUGGUCUUCAAGGAGAUAAAGAGGAAGGAGGAAAUAAAGAGUUGGAUGCUGGGGUUCAUGCAGAGGAGAGAAAGGAGGAAGUAAGUUUCUUUCAUUUUAUACCUAAUUGAAAGAAUUCAAAGACCAACUGAAAAAUGUGAUGCUCUAAAGGAAAUAAUAUCUUAUAAAUAGCAACUGAAAUACUGUUUUAGUUUGUAACAAUAUGAAAACGAACUGAAAAAUAAAUAGGAAGUAAGCACUAUAAAGACUACCUGAACAAUAACUGAAGUAUUAUAAAGUGUAGCUGAAAAUGAUUGUAAUAGUAUCAAAUAAAAGAAUAAUUAUACUAAAUGAAAUAAAUUAAGGACCAACUGAAAA